Messenger RNA from Symbiodinium sp. CCMP2456, 1205 nucleotides. NCBI's taxonomy places the organism in Eukaryota, Dinophyceae, Suessiales, Symbiodiniaceae. The record is from the annotation of a GenBank genome assembly.
GCGACCUCCAUGCGCGCAAAACAGAAGAGGAGAAUGCCAUGCUCCGGGCCAAGCUUGCCGAAAUGUCGUCGGCCAGACCAGUGUCUGCCAGACCUGGAUCUGACAGGUCCCCGAUGGUUCGUACCAUGGAUCCGGAAGGAGAGCUGAGUGCAAGUGGGGAGUCCGGUGACGAAUCAGCGAGGCAUGCCAUGCUCAUAGCCCGAUCGCCCAACUCGGAGAGGACAAUACCCGACUUCGCCAUGCAGCCUGCACGUCCGCAGAGUGCGCCGGCGCCCACAGGUGUGAACCUGCUGAUGUCGCUGAAGCUUCCAGGGCAAGUCUAUGACGAAGGCAACUUCUUUCCAAAGGAGGAGUCGUCCGAUGACGAGUCGCAUGAGUUGCCCCCAUGGGAUGCCGAGCUGACGAAGCGGCCAAAGAAGGCCACUGCCGUCAUGGACAUGAAGGAGCGCAUGCGCCAGAUGUUCAAAAACGUGAAUCACUCCCGAGAUCUCUACAAAGAGGAUGGUUGGUGCAGUAUGAUUGCAGGCCACGACUAUUUUGAAACUGUUGUCUACUGCUUCAUCAUUGCAAAUGUCGUCUGGCUUGGCAUCGAUGCCAUGGUGAACAAUGAGGACCUUUUGAUCAAUGCGCCCGCAUGGAUCGUCGUGGUGGAGAAUGUCUUUUGUGUCUUCUUUGUGGGCGAGCUGGCCGUGCGUUUCGGUGCAUAUCGCAGCAUGUGGGAAGCAGUGAGGGACCCCUGGAUAAUCAUCGAUUCGGUCCUCGUCCUCGGGAUGAUGUUGGAGACGUGGAUCUUCUUCGUGAUUCUGCAGUUCGCCGAAGUAGACUUUACCCUCGUCGAUCAGUCGUCGCUGCGCCUACUCAGGGUGCUCCGCGUUUCGCGCGUGGCGCGGAUCGUUCGCAUCCUUCGCGCUCUCCCGGAGCUCCUCAUCCUGGUGAAGGCAUUGGGGGUUGCCACGCGUUCAGUGUUCUUCACCUUCUGUCUGCUGAUGCUGGUGAUCUACCUCUUCGCAUUGGGAUGCUUCCUGAUCGGCAAGGAGACCGUGUCGGGUGAGCGAUACUUCAACACACUUGGAGGGUCAAUGUUCACAUUGUUCUUCUACGGGUUGUUUGGCUACGACCUGCCAGCGAUCGCCGAGGCUACUUUCAACGACAACCUUGUCUUGGGCAUCGUCUUCUGCUUGUACUUGGUGUGUGCGCCACUGACG